Messenger RNA from Poecilia latipinna (sailfin molly), 2232 nucleotides. Its product is annotated as disks large-associated protein 1-like. The record is from RefSeq and is a predicted model, not a curated record. Gene Ontology annotation, biological process: signaling. Bases 496 to 2118 code for a protein of 540 amino acids. Gene Ontology annotation, cellular component: postsynaptic specialization; glutamatergic synapse. The transcript is spliced from 4 exons. Gene Ontology annotation, molecular function: molecular adaptor activity. NCBI's taxonomy places the organism in Eukaryota, Metazoa, Chordata, Actinopteri, Cyprinodontiformes, Poeciliidae.
CGUAUGCUUAAAUUUUCUUUGUUUCUCUCCUGCUGCCCCUUGUCAGUCUUUUAUUUUUGGAGCCCAUCCUUCUGUCUUCCGGUGCAGUUCUGGCUGUGUGCGCUUGAUGUGCUGCCGCAGAUGACGGACCGCAGGCUUGCGCCUCCUCUGCCCGCACGUCCCCGCUCACUCUGACACACACGCACGCACACGAACCGACAGUGGCUGUUCUCGCCUCCUGGUCUCCGGAAUCAGAAGAGCUUUUGGAUUUAGCAGCCGCUGUUCUCUCGUUCAGGCGGCGGCGUGUGAGGAGCUGCGGAGAUAACUGGUGGUAAUAUGAGACCUGUUAGAGGGAGAUGUCAGUCCCUUCCAACUUGUAUCCAAUCUAUAAUGAUGGGGAUUUGAACACGAGUCUUCACCUCUCCUCCCAGGGACAGUCCUCUGCAGCCAUUCUCUAAUCACAGGCCUGGCAUCUUUCAUCCAUUCAUCCCUCUCUCCAUUCAUUUUUACCCUGUCAUGAAAGGCCUGUCCAGUAGUCGGAGUCACCAUCAUAUGGUCUCCUAUGAGCCAUCAUACGAUCCAUUGGGUCACCAUGUUGACCGUAAGCCAUAUUUGUUCGGCCAGAUGGAUAUGCCGUUGCCCAUUCCUAUGCCACACCCAUCUGAGUUGCCCUAUUACAAUGCUCAGCGUGUUCCAUACCCUUCUGAAAGCAACAGCAUUGUCCCAUAUGGAACCUUCCCACGGAGGUGUCACUCCACCUCCUCAGCUCACCAUCCUGAGGUAAAGGAUGAGUGUAUGGCCAUGGUGCCAUAUGUAGGUGGAGGAGGAAGAGGAGGAGGAGGGGGAGGAGUGUAUGGGGGUAAAUCUCAGUCUUGGGUACCAGUAAAUUUUGCGGACCCGUAUGAGCAACAGCCAAUAUUUUCCAGAGAUGGCUACCACACACUGCAGUACAAACGAGGAGUGUUGUCCCACGCUGGGGGCAUAGGAGCCAAUGACAACAAUGACAGUCCUGGGCGAAUUCGCCAUCUGGUCCACUCAGUCCAGAAACUCUUUACAAAGUCACAUUCAUUGGAGGGGCCCCAACACACUCAGUCAUCUAAAGGGCCAGCUAAUGGGAGUGUGUAUGGUGGUGGUGGAGGAGGUAGCUGUGGUGGUGGUUCAAGGGCCAGCCCAGAGGGUGCGGCUCCUCCUGGGGCAGUGCGCCACCGGAAGCGCAGCAAGAGCCGUGAGCGCUGUCGAUCAGCAGAGCCCAAACAUCGAAGCUACCACCACCAUCACCAUCCCCAGCUUCAUGGCUCAGCAUCUGCUCCGGGGUCUGGAUACUGGAGCUCAGAUGACAACCUGGAACGGGAGCUGUGUCUUUACCACCCUCAUCAUCACCAACCUCCACCCUCACCCUCCCUCUCUAUUUCCCCCUCACCUAUGACAACAGGCCAGUGCCCUGGCAGCAACCCCGACAAGUAUCCCCAGACUCCCCUCCCAAAUCUCUCCUCCUCGCAGUCCCAACAGUACUUCAUCAUGGACCCCUAUGGGACAGUUAACGAGCAUGCACACACCCAUGCACGCCAUGGCCACACUCACCACCACUCUGCACUCAAAGCCUCUCGGAGCAACAGUGAUGUGAAAUAUACUGCUUCACCUGCAUGUAUACCAGUUAGUGGUAACAGCAAUAAGAGCGAUGGCUGUAUCGGUGGAGGAAGUGGCCCCUUGCUGCCACUGGGUCUUGUGGACGGGCCUGUUGAGAAGAAAGGGGCAUGGUCAUCAAGCCUAACGGUGAGCAGGGCCCGAGAGGUCUACACCAACACCAGCAGCCACAACCAGCUACGAACCAGCGCAGGAUCCGGUAACCUAAACCUAGAUAGAGCUCUAGUCAAAUCUAAGGGCAGUCAGCAGCAGGACCCUUCUUGCCAAUUCUUACAGGUACCUCAAGAUGAGUGGAGUGGUUUUUCUCCUCUGGGGAAGGAGGAUGACAUUCCCUGUCGAAGGAUGAGGAGUGGCAGCUAUGUGAAAGCCAUGGCUGAGGAUGACAGCGGAGACUCUGAUGGAAGUCCCAAACCUUCACCGAAGAUGCAGGCACGUCGCGCCAGCUACCUUAAAGCUACACAGCCGUCACUUACUGAGAUGACCACUCUACAGUAAGAUUUCUACAUUUCCUUUUUUCCAAGUAGAUCAUUUGAAAUAAAUUUCUGUUUCAUUCAAAGUGAUUAUUCAGAAGGAUUUCUGCUUUAGUCUAUUGAUGUGCAAAGGAUCCUC